GUUUUGCUAACACAACUUAAUUUUAAAACGAUCUCCGCCAUGUAAAAUCAAAAUUCGAAAAAUUCAAUUCAAUUCAAUGGAAGGCCCUUUAUGACGAUGAUUUUGUUGCUGCCAUUUCACUUCUCAGACGCUUUCUCUUCUUCUUCUUCUUCUUCAAAUUCCUUCUGAGAAUAAUCCCAAUGGGGGAAGAAUUGCGUAAACGUAACACUGAUUGCGUCUAUUUCUUGGCUUCACCUCUCACCUGCAAGAAGGGUUUUGAUUGUGAGUAUCGGCACAGUGAGAUUGCUAGACUGAACCCUAGAGAAUGUUACUACUGGCUGGCGGGCAACUGCUUAAAUGCAGCCUGUGGAUUUCGGCACCCGCCAAUGGAUGGUCCUGCUGGAAAAGUAUUAGAAUCUUCUCAAUGUUCUGUACCUGUGAACAAGACAAAUAUUCCCUGCUAUUUUUAUUUCAAUGGCUACUGCAGUAAAGGUGAUACGUGCUCUUUUUUGCAUGGCAAUGAUAUUACUUUUGCUGCAAGGUCUACAAAGACAGGAUUUCCUAGUGCAAACACAUCUUCCUUUGAAGAUAAAACAGCUUCAGCAAACAAAAAAGGACUAGCCUCUACAGAUGCAGAUGCAUUUUGUCCUCCAUCCAAAAAUGUAGGCGGUCCAACAAUUAAUGUGACAUUGCAAUGCGAAAGUCUCCAUCAACCUUCUGCUGAAAAUGUCUCACAUCAAAGUCAAAGUGCCUCAACAAAGAUCUCAUUGCCUGAGUGUGAAAAAGUGGCUGUUGAUGAGCCUGUUUCCUCACCUCCACCUGAAGAAUCUAAUGAUAGUAGACCAGCUGUACAUGUUGCUGCAGAUCAAAGUUAUGAGGAGCUAAUGACGGACAGUACUGAGGAAGAAAACCUCUGGGAGUCAUCCCCUGGCUUUGAUGUUGUUGUAGGCGAUGGAUCAGAAAAUUUGGAUAGUGACAAUGAUCCAGAGUACGUCCUUUCAACUAAUCAGGAGCGAAGAGAACUGGAUACCGAAUUAUGCAGGGACAGCUUUGAAGACCCUAUUGCAUAUGAGCCCAUGCAUUCUGAUUUAGAACUUCUUUAUGAGCGUGAGAUGCAUUCAUAUGAUGAUUUAGAGAGUGAACCUGUCCUUUACAAAGACAGAAACAUAAUCAGCUGCUCGAGAGGGAAAUUGAUAGAGUCCAUGUUUUCUCGAAAGAGAAAGCUCGCACUCAUGGAUCUGGAUUCAGAAGAAUGGAAUUGUGCUGAUCGUCGAAGUCAUCUGCUGAGAGACAAUGUUCCUGGUAAUCGUUCAAUUAUUGGUUUAUCAAGGAGAAGAAACGAUUUGUCUUUUCGAAUUAGUAGAAACUUUCCGAAACCUUGGAUGCAUGGUUUAUAUCCACCCCCUGGAAGAAGACUGGCGUUACAGGUCAGGAAGAUUUCUAGAGGAACAUUUUCAGAAAGUUUAACUUUUUCAAACAGUUGUACUCGAUAUGAAUCUUUAAGGCACUCAAGACAAUACACGCCCUGCAGGCAUUACGACGGAUACAGACUGGCCAGACGACAACAACCAUUUCUCAACAUGUCAAGAAAACCCUACUUAAGGGAACCUGUUAUAAGGGAUCAUAGAUACAAUCCGAAGGCUGUUUCAUUUAAAGGACCAAAGACCCUUUCUCAGAUCAAAGAAGAGAAGAGAAAAGUACAAGAAAAUGGAGGAUUCUCCAGGGAAAAAUGUCGUUCGGUCGGAUUUGCAUCAUCCUCAGCUGACUUCAGAGGGCCAAAACCUUUGAGUGAUAUCCUGAAAGACAAAAGGAAGGUGGAGCUCAUGAAGGAAAUCAAAACUUAGGUAAUAAACUGGCAUAAUGGUAGUAGUUAAUUUUUGCAAAUCUAUCAUAUGCUAACUGUGAAUUGUCAAAAAAGAAAUUAGAUACUGUCACUGGUUGCUGGUAGUGUAGGGGCCAGAAAUCAUAUCUUGUUUUAGUUAGUGGUAGCUGAACCAGAAGCUUAACUUGAUAGGGUCUCCCUCAUGUGUUGUGGACCCUCAAUGACUUCGUCAUUCUUUAUCAGGUCUUCAAUCAGUAUGAGUAUAUGCAUCCGAUCCUUAAAACUUCCAUAUUGAGUUCACUAGCAAAUCGAUUUAAACAAUUUGCUGAUAGUACUUUUAGAUUGUAGUACAUAGUCAAGUAAUGUAAUAUGGUUUGUCUAUAUAUAUAAUCUGAAGCCUAUAUACUUGAUUAGAAUUUUAAUACCAUGAUUUAAUAUACUAUGUUGGUGGUUUGGCUA
This is a messenger RNA of Benincasa hispida (wax gourd), 2260 nucleotides long. RefSeq names its product zinc finger CCCH domain-containing protein 32-like. Lineage: Eukaryota; Viridiplantae; Streptophyta; Magnoliopsida; Cucurbitales; Cucurbitaceae. The record is from RefSeq and is a predicted model, not a curated record. Gene Ontology annotation, molecular function: mRNA binding; metal ion binding.